Messenger RNA from Pangasianodon hypophthalmus (striped catfish), 4291 nucleotides. It is a transcript of the gene tp53bp2b, whose product is annotated as tumor protein p53 binding protein, 2b. Lineage: Eukaryota; Metazoa; Chordata; Actinopteri; Siluriformes; Pangasiidae. Gene Ontology annotation, biological process: signal transduction; regulation of apoptotic process. The record is from RefSeq and is a predicted model, not a curated record. The coding region runs from base 517 to 3537 and encodes 1006 amino acids. Gene Ontology annotation, cellular component: nucleus. The transcript is spliced from 18 exons. Gene Ontology annotation, molecular function: p53 binding.
CGAGCCACGGGCGGAGAAUGUGCACGUUAUAUAUUCACACCGGCGUGAAGGUAGAGGAGGCGCUCGUGCGGCUCCGGUGCAAGAUGGACGCGUGGAUCCGGUAGCGCGUAUGUGUGUGUGUGUGUGUGUGUGUGUGUGUGAGUGUGAGUGUGUGUGUGUGAGAGACAGACAGAGAGAGAGAGAGAGAGAGAGAGAGAGAGAGCUGAUCGUCAGACGGAGCUUUAGAGGAUUUUUCUGAGCAAGUACACACUGCAACAGGUUUGUAAAGAGCGACCCGGGAGGCGCGAGAGCAUCCGAGAGAGAGAGAGAGAGAGAGAGAGAGAGAGAGCACGGAAUAAUACACAAUACAAUACAAUACACACACCCUGAGGACGGAGUGCAGGUGCGCGAGCGAGCACAUCUCCUGGACUGAAAAACACACACACACACUCACUCGCAGUGUGUGUGUGUGUGUGUGUGUGUGUGUGGGAUUAACACAGGAUUAAGAGGAGGUCUGCAUUCUUCACGGCUGACGAUAUGAUGCCGAUGUUUCUAACCGUGUACCUCAGCAACAGCGAGAAGCACUUCACCGAGGUGCCCGUAACCCCGGAGACUCUGUGCCGGGACGUGGUAGACAUGUGUAAGGAACCUGGAGAGACGGACUGCUACCUGGCCGAGAACUGGAGAGGAUCAGAGCGUGUGAUUGGUGACGGUGAGAGGAUGAUGGAGCUGCUGCAGCGCUGGGGGCAGCAGAGGUCCGAGGUUCGGUUCGUUCUCCGCCAUGAGCGAGCGCCCAGUCAUGACACAGGGGCUCCCAGGGGCCCGGAGCUCUCGCUGAAGAGGAACAUGCUGAAAGCCACAACUGAGAUCCACCUUGAGAACGGGAUGGUUCCUCCUCCUAUGGACAUCAGUCUCACGGAGCUGCAGGAGAUGGCAUCCCGGCAGCAGCAGCAGAUCAAUGCACAGCAGCAGGUUCUGGCCUCCAAGGAGCAGCGCCUUCGAUUUCUGAAGAUGCAGGAACAACAGCAGCGUGAGCAGGAGAAACUGCGGCUGUUACGCGAGAACGCUGAGAACCAGGAGGCCAAACUGCGGCGUGUUCGAGCUCUCAAGGGUCAGGUGGAGCAGAAACGCCUCAGCAACAGCAAACUAGUGGAGGAGAUCGAGCAGAUGAAUGGCCUGUUCCAGCAGAAGCAGAGGGAGCUGCUCAUGGCCGUGUCCAGGGUGGAGGAGUUGAGCAAGCAGCUAGAGACAUUACGCAGCGGCAAACUGGACGAAAUCGCUGAACUCGAGAAACUCUACAAAGAGCUUCAGCUGAGGAACAAGCUGAACCAGGAGCAGAGCGCGAAGCUCCAUCAGCAGAAGGAGUGUCUGAGUAAGCGUACACAGGAAGUAGCGGGGAUGGAGCGGCGUCUGGCCGAACUGCGCCAGAGACUGUGGAAGAAGAAAGCAGCUCUUCAGCAGAAAGAAAACCUGCCUCAGCCGGGUGAUGGACAGAGCUCUCAUCCUCCCUCGGUCCCAUCCAGAAUUGCCGCUGUCGGCCCGUACAUUCAGUCUCCUGCUCCUCCACUUCCUCCCAAACAGGACGUCCUGCUGAAGCCGGCCUAUCCAGAUGGCACUAGCACACUGCCCAAACCGCUUACCAAAGCCAGCGGUAAAAUCUCCAAGCUGUCUGAAUGGAGUGUGAGUGGAGAGAUCAGUGGCGUGGGCGGGUCACAGCGAGGCUACGCCUCCACCCUGCCCCGUAUGAGCAGCCACAGCUCUGUGGAGAAAGAACCUGAGGCAGAUCGGAAGCCACCACCACCACUUCCAUUACGGAAGAAUCAGAGCAGCGAGGACCUCUUAAACGAUGGUCAGGUUGGUGGUAAAGUGCCCCCUCCGGUCCCCAUCAAACCCAAACUCGGCCAGUCUGGCUUCCCCAAGCCCUGCUUCUCCACUGGCACCUUUCCAGGCAAAGCCAGACCCACCCACCAGCUGGCCCCCCACCUCCCGAAGGCACCGAUGCCCGCAGCCACCGUACGGCCCUUCAGCGUGGAGGGCACAACAAGCAAAGGACCCGCCAUCCAGAAACCUCAGACGCUGGCAGCCAGCUCCAUCUACUCCAUGUACACGCAGCAGAGCUCUCUGGCUAAAGGCUACCAGGGCCAGAGCACGCUGACGCGCUCACAGCCUCGGGUGUAUGGAAAACCGGUCAUCCCAUCCAACAGAGGGCAGCAGUCUCACUCCCAGGACAGCAGCCACAAUGAGAAAGGCAGCUAUGUUGAGAUUGAUCAGCUGGACCAGGCCAUCAGUGGCGGUCCCAGUGAGGGCACGGAGUCAGAGCGAGCACCACGCCCACUGAGCCCCACCAAGCUGCUACCGUUCCUAAUGCACCAACAUCGCCUGCAGAGCGACGCUGAACUGGAGGCACCGCGCAGGCGGCUACAGCAUGCGCCACGCCCGUUAAAGAAGCGCAGCUCCAUCACGGAGCCCGAGGGACCCGGCGGACCCAACAUCCAGAAGCUCCUUUACCAGAAGACCACGCUGGCAGCCAUGGAGAUGCCGGAGACAAGCACGGGGGCCGCCGAGGACACGUUGACUGGAGCUCAAAAGGCGUCGGAUCCAGACAGGGAUGGAGAGGAGGAAGAUCAGGCUCCGCCUCCGCUUCCACCACGUUCCUCUACUGCAGAACAGAGCAGAAGAACUGAACCAAAGGAGGAUGAAGAGCAGGAGGUGGGUAGUUCAGUCCCAGCUGAGGAAUACCCUCCAUAUCCUCCGCCCCCGUACCCCAGCGCAGGUAACCAGGAUGGGCAGGAAGAGGACGAGGACAGCGUCAUGAAGGCACCCGAGGUCACUGGACAGGUCACGCUUCCACCGGGGAAGAGAACGAACCUGCGGAAGGCGGGGUCAGAGCGGAUCAGCCACGGCAUGCGGGUGCGCUUCAAUCCACUGGCCCUCCUGCUGGACGCCUCACUGGAGGGCGAGUACGACCUAGUGCAGAGGAUCAUCUACGAGCGAGUGUGUGGUGUCUCUGGGCAGGUGGAGGACCCCAGCAUGCCUAACGACGAAGGCAUCACGGCGCUCCACAACGCAGUGUGUGCAGGACAUACGGAGAUCGUCAAGUUCCUGGUGCAGUUCGGAGUCAACGUCAACGCCGCCGACAGCGACGGCUGGACGCCCCUGCACUGUGCAGCUUCCUGUAAUAACGUUCAGGUGUGUAAGUUCCUGGUGGAGUCGGGCGCGGCCGUGUUCGCCGCCACCUACAGCGACAUGCAGACGGCGGCGGAGAAGUGUGAGGAGCUGGAGGAGGGAUACGCACAGUGCUCACAGUUCCUCUACGGUGUGCAGGAGAAAAUGGGGGUGAUGAACCGUGGUAUUGUGUAUGCGCUGUGGGACUACGAGGCCGAGCACGCUGAUGAGCUGUCGUUCACCGAGGGAGACUGCAUGACCGUGCUGAGGCACGAAGAUAAAGACGAGAGCGAGUGGUGGUGGGCGCGGUGUGGAGACAACGAAGGCUACAUCCCACGCAACCUGCUCGGGCUGUAUCUGCGGAUCAAACCCAGACAGAGGAGCUUAGCCUAGACCUCGCCAUAGUUCAGUCCCAAUCCAACCGCACUGAAAGCAAAGGGCUGAAGGAAACAAGACACUCCAAAGUGCUUCUUCUCUACAAACUGGUGCAUUCCCGAGCUUCACUUUUUCUGUUCAUUAAUUCAUCGUCUUCGGAAGCAAAAUGGAUCAUGUUUAAUAGUUACAUCUCAUGAAUGUUUAAGAAGCGCUGUUCAUGGCCUUUCUAGAAUGUGAAUGUAUUUCAGAAAUGAUUAUUUGCACAGCUUUUAAGUUAUUUGUACAGGUGUAUAGACGUGAUGGCACGCUUUGUGUUCAUUUGGACCACCGUACAUCCUGAGUGAUUAGCGUGACCACCACUUGCCUUUCUUUUUGGCUUGAUUUUAGCUGACAAGUUUGCUAGAAAGCGAUUGUGGUGAUGUCAUACGAUCGAGUUGGCAAUCAGUUGAGCAAAUGUAGCUUAAGCUCCGCCCACAUUGACACCAAAUCAGGAUGUCCGUGUCAUGUCACUUUCCUUUCUUCUGCUGUAUAAGUUUAACAAGUUUAGUGUGCAAACUGGAUUACGUUCGUCUGCUAAUAAAUACUAUUUUUCAUUAACCGUUAAGAUUAAAAACAAUAAAUAGUCACUAUGGUGCUCAAUAACGCGGAACAAUUCUGGUUCAUCUUGUUCAAAAUAAAUAAAUAAAACCUUUGUAUUUAAACAUUGCUUCUCUCAAGCUUCCAUUUAUUUAUUUAUUUUUAUUUUCGUAGAAUAAAUUACCUUCAAUUAAAG